AUGGAUGCGGACCAACAAAUCCGUUCAGCUGUGGCUAACAUCAAUGACGAGCUCCAUAGAAUUCUCGCUCUUACAGAUGUGCGGAAUUUGGACUCUAACAACGAGCAAUUCCGCAGCCUGUUGAUCAAGGAGUUCAACAAGAAGCUAAGAGAAUUAAAAGACAAGGUGAGAGAUCUCACUGCUGAAAAUAAGCAGCUCAAGAAGAAAAUAGCUGUCUACGAGCAAAAUUCACCCACAAAAGCUCGUCCUACCAAAUCAGAAGGAGCCAUUCCGAAUCUUCAAUACGUUUCACCAAAGAGAAAGAAACAAAAAACGGGUCAAGACGACGAACAAGUAUUGAUUCUUUCAAGCCCUGUGAAAGGGCCUUCGCAAAACUCCGGAAAUAACAUCACAAGCUCUCAAUUCAACCGAUUGCCCACGCAAUACUCAGACAGCGAACUGCCGAAUAAAAACUCGUCUCCAACAAAGAAAGUGACAAAGGAGGCACCCAAAGUGCUCUUUGCUGAGGAAAAUGACCGAGUUGUGGCUGAUUCAGAAGACGAAUUCGAAACUCUAGACGAAAAAGUCGGUGUGCCACUGCACUACACAUCUCUACAACGAGUUGGGUUUCUACGAAAGUACUACAGAAUGCGGCUAGACGACCGCAAGUUCAACGUUGAGUUGUCCAAAAAUCCCAUCACCGAAAAACCGUGGGCGCAGGACGAUUUCAGACCAAAUGGGCAGUGGCAGAGACCUAAAACCGGCGAACCUCGAGUAAUGACAAAAGCACAGGAGAAAAACUUGCAGAACUUCUUUAUCCAGGCAGGCAGCGGCGCCAAGUCGAACGGGCCCGUUUGGGAUUCAGAUGUCAAAAGCCAGGAGGAGCUCAGCCGGUCUCAGAUCAUGGACAAGUACCUGUCACCUCCGGGAUUCAUGGUGGGCAGUUUUCCAACCACACAGGAGCAAGAAGAACGAAAAGCCGAGGUGAAGAGAAAAGAGGAGGAAAGAAUAAGACGCCGUUUGGCCAGUGCCUUGGCCAGACCGCCUGGCGAGUUUCUCUUUUACGAGGAUGUCCUCAACCAGUAUGUUGCAAGAGGGCAGUACACCACCAAGAAGGGGUAA
This is a messenger RNA of Candidozyma duobushaemuli, 1101 nucleotides long. RefSeq names its product ssDNA endodeoxyribonuclease. Lineage: Eukaryota; Fungi; Ascomycota; Pichiomycetes; Serinales; Metschnikowiaceae. Bases 1 to 1101 code for a protein of 366 amino acids. The transcript has a single exon. The record is from RefSeq and is a predicted model, not a curated record.